Messenger RNA from Leptinotarsa decemlineata (Colorado potato beetle), 702 nucleotides. RefSeq names its product fas apoptotic inhibitory molecule 1. NCBI's taxonomy places the organism in Eukaryota, Metazoa, Arthropoda, Insecta, Coleoptera, Chrysomelidae. The record is from RefSeq and is a predicted model, not a curated record. Gene Ontology annotation, biological process: negative regulation of extrinsic apoptotic signaling pathway via death domain receptors.
AUCUAUAGUAAAUGAUUCUCAGUACGGCAGCAGUAACAAUGGCCAAAAAUAUAUCUUCGAACUCUUCGACUUCAAAAGACAGGACAGAUUUAGUAGCAUACUGGAGCGUUCCACUUUUGGAUGGGGUCCACACGGUCGAAUUUGAACACGGAGUCACUAGUGGAAAAAGGGUACUCAGAGUUGAUGGAAAUGAAAUUCUCCGAAGAGAAUGGAUGUUCAAAUUAGUUGGAGAAGAAAUAUUUUAUCUUGGAAAACAGCAAGCCAAAUGUGUCUUGGCAGUUGAUCCACUGCCACAUUUUGCAUUUGCUUAUAGUUUAUACGUAGAUGGAACGCCUUUACGAAAAUUCACAGAAAAACAAUCCCAAACCAUCAGAUCAUGGGCCGUUAUUGCGGGGGGAAUGAGGUAUCGUGUGGUAUUUGAAAAACAAGCAUUGAACGUUUAUGUUAACGGACAAAUGGUGGAUACUGAAAACAUUUUCGUUGCUGAUGGAGCCGAAAUGAAUUUUGAUUUGGGCACCUCUAAAGCUACCAUCAAAGCCGUUUCAACUGACAAGAAAGAAGGAGUCAUUCAUCAGUUGUAUCUGGAUGGAAAACUAAUAGAAGAAGACAUUUAUUGACAAAUGUGAAUUAUUCUUGACACUGUGAUGCACUGUUUGGAACCUUUGGUGUAGUAAUGAAUGUUGCUGUAGUUUUUUCCCAACA